Lichtheimia ornata is the source of this 2184-nucleotide messenger RNA. Its product is annotated as ATP-dependent helicase HrpA. Gene Ontology annotation, cellular component: spliceosomal complex; intracellular anatomical structure. The transcript is spliced from 8 exons. Lineage: Eukaryota; Fungi; Mucoromycota; Mucoromycetes; Mucorales; Lichtheimiaceae. Gene Ontology annotation, molecular function: RNA binding; RNA helicase activity; ATP binding. The record is from RefSeq and is a predicted model, not a curated record. The coding region runs from base 1 to 2184 and encodes 727 amino acids.
AUGCAUGAGCACGGGGACGAUCUGGGUUUAUCCAAGCUCACGAUCAAGGAUGACUUUUACGGGCUGAUUUCACGAAAGACAACAGCAAAGCAAGCCGAGCAACUUGAAAAUGGAGUCGACAACCCAUUCACCAAGAAGCCAUUCAGCGAUCGGUACAAGACGAUUCUUGAGACGCGACGACAAUUGCCUGUGCACAAGUAUCGAGAACAAUUUCUUUCGAUGGUUCACUCUCAUCAAUUUGUUGUUUUGGUGGGCGAGACUGGAUCCGGCAAGACGACGCAAAUCCCGCAGUUCUUGGUGUACGACGAAUUGCCGCAGCUCAAAGGGAAACAAAUUGCAUGCACACAACCACGACGAGUAGCAGCCAUGUCAGUUGCGCAGCGUGUGGCAGAUGAAAUGGAUGUUGAAUUUGGACAACAAGUCGGCUAUUGUAUUCGAUUUGAGGAUCAUACCAGCCCCAACACUUUCCUUAAGUACAUGACAGAUGGCAUGUUGCUGCGGGAAGCCAUGACAGACCCCGAUUUAUCUCGCUAUUCCACCAUCAUUCUUGACGAGGCUCAUGAACGCACUCUUAAUACCGAUAUCCUUAUGGGUUUAUUGAAGCAGAUCUGCAGAAGGAGGAAAGAUUUACAAGUGAUCAUCAUGUCAGCCACCCUUGAUGCCAACAAGUUUCAAAAGUACUUUAAUGACGCACCGCUAUUGUCAGUGCCUGGAAGGACAUAUCCUGUCGAGAUCUUUUACACACCACAGCCUGAACCCGAUUAUCUGGAAGCAGCCAUUCGCACCGUUGUACAAAUUCACUUGACUGAGGCAGCUGGCGACAUCUUGCUAUUUUUGACAGGCGAGGAAGAGAUCGAGCAAGCAUGUCGAGAGAUCAAAUUCGAGAUCAAUAAUGAGAUGCGACGGGUUGAAUGUGGCCCAAUCAAGGUGCUACCAUUGUAUUCUACACUUUCACCCUCAGCACAACAACGUAUUUUUGAUGAUGCUCCACCACCACGUCGUGAGAAUGGUCCACCUGGAAGAAAAGUGGUUGUGGCAACCAACAUUGCAGAGACGUCACUCACCAUCGAUGGUAUCGUCUAUGUCAUUGAUCCUGGAUUCGCCAAGCAAAAAGUAUACAAUCCUCGCAUUCGAGUGGAAUCGUUACUUGUAUCACCCGUAUCCAAAGCAAGCGCUCAGCAGCGUGCAGGACGUGCAGGACGUACAAGACCUGGCAAAGCAUUCCGCCUUUAUACGGAAGAGUCGUUUCACAAAGAGCUCAUUGAGCAAACGUAUCCAGAGAUUAUGCGUAGCAACAUGGCCACUGUUGUCUUGCAGCUCAAGAAAUUGGGUAUCAACGACCUUGUGCAUUUUGAUUUCAUGGAUCCACCAGCACCAGAAACCCUUAUGCGUGCCCUCGAGUUGUUACAUUUCCUUGGUGCCCUCGAUGAUACAAGUGCCCUUACACCCACCGGUGCUCUCAUGUCACUCUUCCCUCUUGAUCCUCAAUUAUGCAAGGUGCUCAUUGAAAGUCCAAAACAUGGAUGCUCGGAUGAGAUAUUAUCAAUCGUAUCUUUGCUAUCAGUACCUCAAAUCUUUGUGCGUCCUCAUGAAGCAAGGAAACAAGCCGAUGCAGCAAAGCUCAAGUUUGUAUUACCAGAGAGCGAUCAUAUCACCCUUCUCAAUGCUUAUCGGGCGUAUAAAAAGAACAACGAGGAUCCCGAAUGGUGUUGGCAAAACUUCCUCAACUAUCGAGCGCUCAAAUCGGCUGACAAUGUGCGGAACCAAUUAGGCCGAGCGAUGCAAUAUCACAAGCUUAAGCUGUUGUCCUCACCCAAAAGGUUUUCAAGCAUUCGCAAAGCUUUGGCUACUGGAUUCUUCAUGCAGGUGGCACAUCUAGAACGUUCGGGACGCUAUGCAACGAUUAUGGACAAUCAAAUCGUGACGAUGCAUCCAUCAUCAGGACUCGCACAUAAGCCCAAAUGGGUCAUUUUCCAUGAGUUUGUUCUUACGACACGCAACUAUAUCCGGAAUUGUACCGAAGUCAAGCCCGAAUGGCUGUUGGAAUUGGCACCUGAUUAUUACAAUAUGAUGAAUUUUCCACAAUCAUCUGCAAGACGUGCAUUAGAAAAAUUAGAGCAAGAGCAAUUUGAUGAGAAGAAAAAGAGGAACAAGAGGAAGGGUUCAAAGAAAUGGGAAUACUAA